Tetrahymena thermophila SB210 is the source of this 1863-nucleotide messenger RNA. RefSeq names its product SNF5/SMARCB 1/INI1 family protein. Gene Ontology annotation, biological process: chromatin remodeling. Gene Ontology annotation, cellular component: nuclear chromosome. NCBI's taxonomy places the organism in Eukaryota, Ciliophora, Oligohymenophorea, Hymenostomatida, Tetrahymenidae. The record is from RefSeq and is a predicted model, not a curated record. The transcript is spliced from 6 exons.
AUGUUGAAGAUAGAAGAAGAGUAAUAGAAUAAAGAUAACUGCUUUUCAUAUGAAAUAUGUACUAACUGGGAUAUUAAAUGGCAGUUUGACCUGCGUAAAAUUCAUAAGCAAGCUCCAAAGAAGGAGUCUUUUCAGGUUAUAUGCAACUCAGAUGAUACAGUUUAGAAUAAAAUUGAAUAGGCUAUCAAUAAACUUGAAUAUUGCUAUUAUGAAAAGAAAUAUGACAACAACAGCACGUCUACUACUCCUAUUGUCCCUAAAAGUGAAUAAAAAAGAGCAAAAUUAAUACGUAAAAUGGCUGAAAAGGCAUUUAAGGCAUUUAAGAUGAAACUUCCAGAAAUUGCCAAAGAAUUGCAAGAAGACAAAAACAACAUAAAGUUGUGGUUCAGGAAAAAACUGGAGUCACAAGAAGACAAUAACAGAAUUUUGGAGAAAUGCAGAAAGUGGAUCCAUAACAAAUUGAAUGAUGUAGAAUAUGAAGAUUUUCUCAAGGUUGUGUAUAAAUACACAAAAAGCUGCUAAAAAGAAGAGGCUAAACGUUAUAAAAUUCCUGACCCUUCUAUGAUCUUAAAAAAAUCUUUUGUCUUACAUCCUAACCCUCCUGGUGAAAAACAAUCUAAAAAUGCUCACUUACUUCUUUACCAAACUUGCAGUGCAGAAAACAGUUCAAGUUUAAUUCACAUAGACAUUUAGCUUGAAGUUACAGAUUUAAUUAAUAAAGAAGGUGAACUUGAUAACAAUAAAAAUAAUUUGAUUGAAUAAAUAAAUAAUUAAGCAGACUUUUUUAAUGAUUAUCCUAAUAUCAAUAACCCUUCAUUUGGUGAAUAUAAUGGAGAUGAACUUAAUAAAAAUAGUAAAUAAAACAUACAAAUUAUCAAUCAUCUAAAAUACAAAAAUACUUGCUUUAUUUAUAAAAUUAAUGGUAAUUAUUAUAUAAGGGAAAAAGUUCUUUGGGAUCCCAACUUUUGUGAAUAGAAUUAAAUAUUUUAAAAUUCGUAUUAACUAAUUAGAGACAUUAUUUUUGAAUAUGAACUGAUUAAUAUAACUAAAGAUAGGAUAUAAGAUCUUUGGUCCUAAGCUUGCAAACAAAUUUACAUUUAAAUAUAGCAGAAAAGAUUUUUUUAUGAAAAUUAAAAGACAAUUUGCUAAUUUAAUUCUUAGGAAGCAAUAAACUCAUAAAAAGAACAUCUCAUAUAAAUUAGUAUAAUUUUAAAAAAUAAAAAUCAGCAGGUUAUCCACAAGGAAUAAAUUGAAUGGGAUAUCAUGAGCGAUAUUAACAAUGCAGAACAAUUUGCUGAAAUCCUCACUCAAGACUUGAGUCUUGAAAAAAACUAUGCAGCUGAAGUUUCUAAAUAAAUUAGAGAUCAAAUUAGCUCUUAUAUGAUAAAAAAAGUUGAAAAAAUUGGAAAAUUCUACCCUGAGUUUAACAAAUAGAAUCCAUCAGAGACAUGGAAUAGAGUAAAAGAAAAAGAAUUUAUGAAAAAGAGAUUGGUCCACACCAUGAGUGAAGAUAUUCCCUUAAUACCAGAUGAAUAUCUCAGUGAAGAUUUCCCAUAAUUUAAAAAUUUAGAAAUGUUUAAUCUUUUAAAGAGUAAUUUAGAUGUCAUGCCACCUAAAUUUUAAGAAAAGCUAAUAGCUAUAGAAAAGAUAGAAGUAGCCUAAAAGAAAAAGAGUGAGAAUGAAUCUCCUUUCUUAAAUAUUGAUAAGGCUAUGCGCUGCUUAGAUCCUAGUUUAAUAUUGCAUGAUAAUCCAUAUGUACCAUAAAUUUUACGUGAAAACAGACAUAUAAAUGACUUAGAGCUCGAACUUGAAAAGAAGAGAGCAGUAUUUAAUAAUCCUUUACUUGCUGCAUAAAUGAGCUGA